Molecule: messenger RNA, 4176 nt
Organism: Nerophis ophidion (straightnose pipefish)
Lineage: Eukaryota; Metazoa; Chordata; Actinopteri; Syngnathiformes; Syngnathidae
Gene: arhgap45b
Product: Rho GTPase activating protein 45b
Exons: 24
Coding region: 238-3951 (1237 amino acids)
Biological process (GO): activation of GTPase activity; signal transduction
Cellular component (GO): membrane
Molecular function (GO): GTPase activator activity
Source: RefSeq, a predicted model, not a curated record
UGAUUGCUUUGAUCAUCAAAGCCAAUUUGCUUGCUUUAAGGCCCAGUCGGCCAUUUUCCUGUGUUGUGUUUUGGGGGUUUUUGGGGGGAAAAAAAGAGGUAAAGUUUAGGCUGAAAGACGGUAAUAGUGACACUUGUUGAUAAAAGUAGAUUGCGCCUCUUCCUCCUCCGUUGAGGAAGCGGGCGGCCCGCCUACCUCCCCUUUUUUGUGUGUGUCAUCGAGCCCCCGCUCGGCUCGAUGAGUGACAAUCCGAGGCGGCCCGACAGACACGCGCCGUGGAUCAGGACCCACUCGGAUGGCAGCGACUCCCCGCUAAGCAGCACCACAAGCGGCACAACACCCAAGUGGCGAGUCGGGGGGUGGGUGGGGGGUCUGUACGUCAAACUCAAAGACGUCGGGAUGGACGGCCGAGGCACCCUGAAGAUGUUCGCUCGCAAGAAGAGGGAACUUAUUAAAACGCCGUCCAUCUCUAAGAAGAGCCGGAGUGGAAGUCCAGGACCUCCGAAUACGUUGUCCAUCCUCCAGGAGCAGCCCCGGAAAGAUGGUGGCGACUUUACCUUCUCCCCAUCGCCCACCUCUUCCUCCUCCUCAUCAUUGCUCACCCCGACAUCUGCCGGGCUUGAGGAUGCCUCCCAGUCACACCCAGGCAUCCCCAGUCCCCAGCACAUUAAGCUGCCGCCAAUGCCGUCUCCCGUUGCCACCCUAAAGAGGCCGACCACACUGAGCCGACACGCCAGCGCUGCAGGGUUCACUCUUCAGUCGUGGGUGUUCACCAAAGGCCAGGCCAAAGGAGCGAUGACCCCCACACCACCGUCCGACAGUCCCGAUGGCGCUGCCAUUGAGGUGGAAGACAUCCCUGCCUUGCUGAGGGAUGUGGCGCGCUUUGCAGAGGCAGUGGAGAAGCUGAAGGACGUUGUAGUGCUAGCGGAAGGUACUGAGAAUCAGCGACCUGUAGCCCACGAAUGUCUGGGCGAGGUGCUGCGCGUGUUGCGGCAGGUCAUCAACACUUACCCCUUCCUGAACACUGUGGAGAUCCUAACUGCUGCAGGAAAAUUAAUAUCCAAAGUCAAAGGCUUCCACUAUGAGGCUUACAACGACUUGGACAAAAAAGACUUUGAGAAGGCAAUUGAGACCAUCGCAGUUGCUUUUAGCAGCAAUGUCUCUGAGCUCCUGAUGGGUGAGGUGGACAGCAGCACACUGCUGUCAUUGCUGCCCACUGACAAAAGUCGGUCCAUGGAGAACCUGUAUGGCGCUUCAAUCCAAGAUAGUGGCCGGCUGGGAGGGAACUCUGAGGACAUGGGCAGCAUCGAGGGAGUGGACAGAAUCCUCCAGCGCAGCGAGGGUGGCGUUGACUCUGCUUUGCAGUAUGCCAAAACCAUUUCCAAAUACAUGAAGGAUCUGAUCAGUUAUGUUGAAAAGAGAACCUCGCUGGAGAUGGAGUUCUCCAAAGGUCUUCAGAGAUUAUACCACUCCUGCAAGCACAACAUAACACAUCCCCACAUGCCCCUCUUCUCCAUCUACUCUCUGGCUCUGGAACAGGACCAAGAGCUCAGUUUGGGACUCCAGCAGGCCAGCACCACCCUGCACAACCAGACCUUCAUUCAGCUGCUGGUGCAGCGCAAGCAGGAGCACGAGAAAAGGCGGAAGGAAAUCAAGGAGCACUGGAUUCGAGCAAAGAGAAGGCUGAUGGACUGUGAGUCCAACCUGCGGAAGGCCAAGCAUGCUUACCUGGCCCGUUGUGAGGACUAUCAUGCGAAAGCGGCUGCCAGCCGAGCCGAGGAGGAGGGAACGGGAGCCACGGCCAAGUCGUUGGACAAAAAGAAGCGAUUGGAGGAAGAAGCUCGCAAUAAGGCGGAGGAGGCAGAGGCAAGUUACAGAACGUGCAUAGCCGACGCCACCACUCAGAUGGGGGAGCUGGAUGAGAUCAAGGUCAUCGUGCUGAAACAGCUGCAGGACAUCAUCAAACAGAGCGACCAGACUCUCCGUUCGGCAACCAUCUCCUACUACCAGCUCAUGCACAUGCAGACAGUCGCCCUUCCCGUCUGUUACCAGACUCUCUGUGAGAGCAGCAAACUGUAUGACCCUGGCCAGCAGUAUGCUGCGCAUGUCCGAGACCUGCAGCUACCUGACCAGCCCACCAUUAGCUACACCUUUGAAGCUUACACCCCUUCCGGCAUAUCGCCUCAUGGCCACAGACCACGGAUUGACAGCUUCAACACGGAGCAGACUAGCCAUUCAGACAGUCCCACCAUCACUGUGGACGCCACCCACCGACAAGCAAGGCCGGGUCACAAAUCAUGGAGUUCGACGGUGAGUGAUGACAGCGUCGUUGAAGACGGCGGCCUGGAGUCUCCCACAGCCAGCACAACCGACAUCACUAAAAUGGCUCGGACGUCAUCCACUGGGACAGUUUCGUCUAAUGAUGAUAUAGAUGACAAAGACAGGAAUGUGGCUUCAUUUGAGACACCAAACAUUAACGGCAUGGACCCAGACGUAGUGGUUUCCAACAGACCUUUCCGCAACGUGGGCCUGUCCAAAGCCGCACAAACGCACCGCCUGAGGAAGCUGCGGACUCCUGCGAAGUGCCGUGAGUGUGACAGCUACGUGUACUUCCAGGGUGCCGAGUGCGAGGAGUGCUUCCUGGCGUGUCACAAACGCUGUUUGGAGACUCUGGCCAUUCAGUGCGGACACAAAAAGCUGCGGGGCCGUCUGCAGCUCUUUGGCAAGGAUUUUGCUGCGGUGGCCGGCUGCGCCAGCGACUGCAUCCCCUUCAUUAUCACCAAGUGCGUCUCUGAGAUAGAGAGACGGGCGCUGAAGAUGAAGGGCAUCUACAGGGUGAACGGAGUCAAGACCCGGGUGGAGAAGUUGUGCCAGGCCUUUGAGAACGGCAAGGAGCUGGUGGAGCUGUCGCAGUGUUCUCCACAUGACAUCAGCAACGUGCUCAAGCUUUACCUGCGACAGUUGCCAGAGCCCAUCCUGCCUUUCCUCAUCUACAACAGUCUGGUGGGUUUGGCCAAGGAGAGCAUCCAGGGUGAGGCAGACCCCGCAGAGUCCAGUGGUGACUUGCCAGUAGUGAGCAGAGGGUCCCAGCUGGUGGAUCUGGGCCCAGAUACAGAGCCAGAGACUCUGGUGCUAGUGGAGAAACUGAGGGAGCUUCUGAAGGAGCUUCCCAAGGCCAACAUGGCGACUCUGCGAUACCUCAUUCGCCAUCUUCGACGGAUCGCAGAGUUAGAGGAGGAGAACAAAAUGUGUGCCAGCAACUUGGGGAUCGUGUUUGGCCCCUCCUUGAUGCGCCCGCGUCCCACCGGGGCCACCAUAUCGCUUUCCUCUCUGGUGGACUACCCCCACCAGGCCCGCAUUGUGGAGGCCCUCAUUGUCUUCUACUUCUCCAUCUUCCAGUCGAAAAGCUCUCAGAGCUUUGAAACCUACCGCUCCGUUUCUACAUCUUCUCACCUGCAGGCUCAGGUUAGCAAAGACAUGACGAGUGGCUGUGCCAACGGCAAAGAGGACGGAGGCCGACUGAGGAAGAGCAAAUCUGAGUCCGACAAAAUGGAUGAAGGUGUGUCCUCAGGGUCCAGUGAGCAGCUUCCCGACUCUGACUCUGAGCUGGACGACAGCGCUCCAAGAGGACCAAGUGAGCAAGAAGACCAACUGAGCAACAGAGACAGCUUAGACCUUUCCAGCCCUACUGAUCCAGAGCAAGAGGCGGACUUCAGCCACCCAGACCACGUGCAGCCCCCGCAGUUGCCGCAGGGCGGGCCCCCAGAGGAGGACACGGGGGUCGUCAAGGGGGAUCUGUGCUCCUCGCUCGCCGGGCUGAACAUGAACCAGUCCAACAAUUACUACUACUGCUCACCGCUCUCUGGACGCUCAAGAAUCUUACUGGCUCGCUUGUGCGGGAAGAAAUUACCGCUGACAAAAUACCGAGCCAGUGAGCCUGAAUUUGUGUGAUCGAUUACAAAUGUCGAGAUUGUUCAAAUAUUCUCUUUAAUCUUCUGCAGCUUUUAUCAUCUAAAAUGUUUUUAAUGCAAUCUUGCUGUGUAAGCCAGAAUUACAUUGGCUCAUAUUUUCACGCCUUAAAUUGCUGCUGGUUUUAUUUCAGCACUUUGUUUCCCCUUCCAAUUCAUGUUUCACUCUUAUACAUGUGUUGUCUGUUUUAAUAAAACGAUAUAUUUA